Molecule: messenger RNA, 11254 nt
Organism: Thrips palmi
Lineage: Eukaryota; Metazoa; Arthropoda; Insecta; Thysanoptera; Thripidae
Gene: Plc21C
Product: 1-phosphatidylinositol 4,5-bisphosphate phosphodiesterase classes I and II
Exons: 22
Coding region: 71-4297 (1408 amino acids)
Biological process (GO): lipid catabolic process; phosphatidylinositol-mediated signaling
Molecular function (GO): phosphatidylinositol-4,5-bisphosphate phospholipase C activity; calcium ion binding
Source: RefSeq, a predicted model, not a curated record
ACUCCUGCCCGUACUGCCCGCGGCUUGCCCCGCGCCGUCCCGUCAGGCUCCUGGCCACGGGCGUGCCGCCAUGGCGGCCUCGUCGUCCUCGUCGACACCAGGACCGUCGCUGGCGCCGCCCAGGACGACUUUUGGACAGCCCACGGUCCAGCAGAUCAAGACUGCCGAGGUGCCGAAGAGGCUGCAAGAGGGCGAGGAGUUCAUCAAGUGGGAUGAGAGUAGUGGAGUUGGAACUCCCGUUAUUUUGCACAUCGAUGAAAAUGGCUUCUUCCUUUACUGGACUGAUCAAACCACCAAGGAGGUUUUGGAAGUACUGGAUUUGACAUCAAUCAGAGAUGCUAGGACAGGCAAAUAUGCCAAGAUUCCCAAGGAUCAUAAAAUUCGGGGUAAAGUGGAAAGCGGCAUGAAAGUGGAAAGCAGUAAAGCCGACACGCCAGAUUCAAAGGACAAAAGUAUCGUGGGGCCAAGCGAUAUGAAACUUGCCGGCAAAGGUGAUUCUGAAGAGGACAAAAUAGAUGAUAAGAUGUUAUCUAUAUGUCUGGAGGACUGCACAGUGACAAUUUGUCAUGGAAGUGAUUUUGUCAAUCUUACAUUUAUCAAUUUUUACACUUCCAAGAAAGAAAGUGCUCAGUUAUGGACAGAUGAGAUUACCAAGCUUAUAUUCAGCUUGUCCCUCCUGAAUAGUUCAACCAUGAGAUUCCUUAUGAAGGUUCAUACUAGACUGUGUCUGCAAGUAGACAAGGCAGGAAACAUUCCUGUCAAAAGCAUAAUAAAAUUUUUUGCAUCUAAUAAGGAAGACAAAAAGCGUGUAGAGGAGGCUCUACAGUCAGUGUAUGGUCCUAGUGUUACAAAGGAUAAGACGUCUGUCUUGAAUCCUUCUCAAUUCACAUUUGAGGAGCAUUUCUAUCCCAUUUACAAAAACCUUAUGCAGCGGACGGAAGUUCAAAAAAUUUAUGAUAGCCUGUGUAAUUCAUCCACAAAGAUGAUUGGAGUUAAUGAAUUUAUGCAGUUUCUAAAUGGAACUCAGCGUGAUCCUCGUUUAAAUGAAAUUCUUCAUCCAUAUGCUAAAACUCACAAUGUGCAGGCCUUCAUUGAGCAGUAUGAAAAAAAGAAAGAAUAUGUCAACAGGCAUUUGUUGAGCUUUGAUGCAUUUUUAAGGUAUCUCAUGGGUGAUGAUAAUCCCAUAAUUGCUGCUUCUAAGUUAGAAAUAAGCAAUCCAGAGUCUAUGGAACACCCACUUGCCCACUACUUUAUUAAUUCAAGCCACAACACUUACUUGACUGGUCAUCAAAUUACUGGAAAGUCGUCUGUUGAAAUUUACCGUCAGUGUCUACUUGCUGGUUGUCGGUGUGUUGAACUUGAUUUUUGGAAUGGUCCUAAAGACGAGCCUUGUAUUGUUCAUGGCUACACAUUCGUACCUGAAGUGUCAGCUAGGGAGGUAAUUGAAGCUAUAGCUGAGUGCGCCUUCAAGACAUCAGAAUACCCUGUGAUUCUCUCUUUUGAAAACCACUGUAAUAGAAAACAGCAAACAAAAAUUGCUGAGUAUUGUAGAGAGAUCUUUGGAGACAUGCUCUUAGAUGCUCCUCUGGAUUCUCAUGGCUUGAAAGGUGAUUCCCUUCCUCCACCAAGCCUCCUAAAGAGAAAGAUAAUAAUCAAAAACAAAAAGAAAAAGAAAGGAGAAACCUCCUCCGGAUCAUCAGAUGCUGAAACAAGUCCAGUAGCUGAAACUGCUCCAGGCGCUGAUAAGGGUCUAGGAGCACCAGCGGAGUCUGUUGUUACACCAUCAGAGGCUUCUCAAGCUGAAGGAACUCCAACUAAUGCGACAGAAUCAGCUGCUGUCAGUAGGGCCUCAGAAUCAGAAAGUUGUGAAAGAGACGAUGUCCCUUCUGAAGGUUCAAGUGUAGAGCAGAAACCUCAAGAAGAAGAUAACGCAGAAACUGAUGGUGAAAAAGAUGUAGCUGAUAAGAAAGAAGCUGAUGACUUUCCUGUGGUUGAAGACACUUCCUCAGAUGCAGCACGAGCUCCUGAUAAUAUGGAGAGUGUUACAUCACCUAAACCCUCCAAAGCGAGUAAUGGUGACAUAGUUCAGGCCAGAGCUGCUGUUCGAAGGAGACAAGCAAGUGGGGAUGAUGAUGAUGACAGUAGCAGCGAUGACGAUGCUGAAGCUGACAAACCUGAUAAGGAGAAAGCUUCCAAAACCAAGGAAACUGAGGCAGGCGAAGAAAUCUCUGCUCUCGUGAAUUAUGUUCAGCCAGUGCACUUCGUCUCCUUUGAGAAGGCAUUAGAGAAGAAAAGGUUUUAUGAAAUGUCAUCUUUUGAUGAGAAACAAGCUCUAAGCCUUUUAAGAGAGUACCCAACUGAGUUUGUGAAUUACAACAAGCGGCAGCUGAGUCGAGUAUACCCUGCAGGAAUACGAUUUGACUCUUCAAACUUCAUGCCUCAGCUAUUUUGGAAUGCAGGAUGUCAACUGGUUGCAUUGAACUAUCAAACUCUUGAUUUAGGAAUGCAGUAUAAUAUUGGAGUUUUUGAAAAUAAUCAAAGGUGUGGAUAUAUAUUGAAACCCGAAUUCAUGCGUAGAGAAGAUCGGCAAUUGGACAUAUUCUCUGACUCUCGUGUGGAUGGCAUUGUUGCAGGAACUCUGAAAGUUCAUGUCUUGUCAGGCCAAUUCCUCUCUGACAAACGAAUCAAUACAUAUGUUGAAAUUACUCUGUAUGGUUUACCAGCAGAUUCAUUACGGAAGAAGUUUCGAACAAGAGUUGUACCUAACAAUGGAAUUAAUCCAGUUUAUGUGAGGGAUGAUGAAAAGGAUGUACCGUUUGAUUGUAAUAUUGUAGUCUUGCCAGAACUUGCUUCUGUUCGUAUUGCUGCUUAUGAGGAAUCUGGAAAAUUGGGAAAACUGAUUGGUCACCGAAUCUUGCCGCUGGUUGGGCUCUGUCCUGGAUAUCGUCAUGUAACUCUACGAAAUGAAGCGGGGCAGCCAAUACUAGCUACACUUUUCCUGAUGAUAAAAGUGAAUGACUUUGUUCCUGACCAAUUUAGCAUGUUUGCCGAGGCACUUGCUAAUCCAACUGAGUACCAAAAUAAGUUGGAGAAACACAGCACAAUGCUUGCUGGGCUUACAGAAGAAAUUGAAAAUGAUGAUUUGGAGAAUGAUUCGCUUGGAAUUGCUCUUCCCAAAGCUCGACAUGGUGCUCAUAAUGGGGAUGGCAGCAAAAUUCUGUGUGAUAGAUCCAUGUCCGAUGCGGAUGAACCAGCUGGGAUGGUGAUACCCCCUAAACCCCCUAAAGGUCCAGGAUCCUUUGCUGGAUUACUUGGGCAGGCGGGUGUGGCAGCCAGUUCCGCUGCAGCCGGGGCAGCCGCAGGUGCCAGUGCAGCUGCUAGUAUCACGAAACGACACUCUAUUGCACCCACUGCACAGGCUGCUUCUGUCGACAAAGCAGGAGCUGUUGUGCGUUCCACCAGUGGGGAAAUCUCAAAUCUGCAAGAGCAAGCUAAAAAGGAGCUCACUGUUGAAACUCUUGAAGAACUCAUGAAAAGCAAAUCUGUUCGGGAGAAGAGACAGGAAAUGGACAAAAAGUUGGAGACAUUGCGAAAAAAACAUGAAAAGGAGAGAAGUAGACUUCAAAUUCAGCGGGGUUCUCAGGAAGCUGAGAAGUCGAAAACAAAGUUUUAUAUGAGCAACAAACUUGUGAAGCGCUUGUCUCGACAAAAUAUCUCUUCUGGUGUGCCAGAUGCGUCUUCACAGCAUGAAGGUGAAGAUGCCGAAACUGAAGGUUCACAGUCUGCCUUAAACGACCGAUUUAUGUCAGUCAUUCGAGAACAACUUUCACAAGAAAGAGAAUUGCAGAAAAAGUACCAUGAGAUGGUGUUUGCAUCUAUAACAAAGACUGUCGAGUCAUCUCAGGCAAAUCAAAUGAAAACAAUUAAAGCCCUACAAGACCGGGACACUGCAGAAAUGAUGCGUAGAUUAGAAGCGACUCGAAGGAAAGAAAUGAAAGAGCUUGCUAAGAAGCACAAAGAUCGGGAAGAGAUGGACAAGAUGAGAAGAGAACUGGCUAGUAAUGCUGUAGAACGGGGUGUAAGCGAAAGAGUUCGUUUAGAUGAAAUCUAUGAACACAAGAAGAAGGACUUGGAAGAAAAAUAUCAAUCUGUACGAACAUCUCUAGAUGCAGAGAAGAAGAAAGUGGAGGAUGCACUUCAACGUGAAUUUGAUGAACGCUUAACUAAUAUCAAAAGAGAAGUGCAGCUAAGAGAGAUGCAAAUCGCAUCAACCAGUGAUCCCCAUGAUGUACAGUGAUGAGAUUUGUCUUCAUAGAGGUCACUGAGCUGACCCUGUUGAUCUAGCAGACACAGGGAGCUUUGAGGAGUUGGAAACUCACCUUUGAAGUUAGGAUAAUCAGUAUUACAAGGCCUACUUGUAGUCUACGUACCGAAUGCAGUAGUCGGACGUGUUUCUUGAAACCUGAUUUCUUUCUCUUAAAGAACUUUCAUGCGUGUUUGGUAGUACAUCCUGAACGAUGUUUGUAAUUUAAUGUGUUUAACUGUGGUUUUAAGGAAAAAAACAUUUGCAAUUCAUUGCAAUGAGAAUUGCAAUGGAUAAUCUUUUAGAAGUGAUAUUAAUGCAUUAUAUUUUGAAUCUUACCUUUAUUGUGACCUGAUAUGUUAUUCUUUAUUUUCAUGAUUGAUAUGUAAGUGUUUUGAACUGUGGCAGUUUGAUGGCACAAACGGGAGAUCAAUUUUCUUCAGAUUGAUGCCAGUUGCAGAUGCAAGUUAAAUCCUGAAUUGUUUGUGAUUCUUCUUCAUUGGAGUUAUUUUAUUAAUGUUAAUUCUGUGUUGUACUACUAGUCCUAUCUUUGCUACCAAGUCUGAUGCAACCAAUGCACAAUUCACUUGAUAAUUAUGAAUGGAUUCAGAUGUGUGGUUUCAACAGUAUUGUAUUAAGUCUCCCCCAUCUGCAUCUGGCUCUUCUGUUGUUGAAAGCCAAGAACAGAGUGGAUGAAAGAUAUCCCUGGCAUCCCAUUUGUUUUAAAAGCAAUGGGAUGUCUUCAAACAAACAGUGAGUUCAAAGAUUGUUGGUAGGAUGGAUUGUGUAUAAUUGUUGGUGUUAAGUCUUGUGGUGCUCAAAGUAAGAUAUGAUAAAUCAUAAUGUGCUUGUUAGAGAGCAAUAUCAGUACAAGCACUGACUUUGGAGCAUUAAGUUUCAAUGAAUCUUACGCUUAUAAUCCCCUUGUAAAGUGCAAAGGGACUUACCAUUAGUUACUUAAUUAUUACAUUACAAUUAACUUCUUUGCAUUAGUGUUGAGCCAGUAUCCCAAUUAAUUUUUUAAAAUAAAUCAUGUGUCCAGCACAUCACAAGGUGUAAUUUGCUUUUAAAUUGCCACUCUAAAUGUGAGAUUAGUUUCUUUAUUUCUUUAAUGUUGUCUUUGAACGAUAGUUAUAAAGUCACCUUUGUAAGCCAUGUUUAUUCCUGGUUUUUAUUUUUGCCAUUGUCGAUCUCUGUAUUUAAUCACUGUAUUCUGUUGUGGAAGAGUGUGUUUUCAUUUUAUGGAAAACUUGGUAUUAAUUUGUGGUUAUUUGCCAAAUUUUAUUCUUUUAAUUUCCCUGAGAGGCUGCGUGCAAAUACUGCGUCACUACUUAAGAAGGGGCUCUGAUGACGAAGGGGAGGGGGAGAGGGUCAAGGGUGGAAGGCUGCUUUAAAGUGGUGACAUGAUAUUUGCAUGCCACCAGAUGAGGCAGUAUCAUUACUUGUACAUGGACAAACAUUUGAUUUUGCUACCUUUGUGCUGAGUGCUAUUGCAGUUGUGGGUCUCAAGGAUGUUUUACUAACAAUAAAAGAUUGUUUUGACUUGGUAGUGUAAAUAACUGCCAUGAAGAAAAUAAGAAUUAUUUGUUUUAAAUUAGCAUUUGGCUUUCUUUGUACAUGUUUCAUUCAUGUCUGUUUGUGAUUCAGUGUUAUGGGUUUUGCUUACAUCAGAAUCAACUCUCAAUGGUGUUAUUUGUAAAUAUAUUGCAAUGGUGAUGCAAGGUGCAUACUUAAGGAAUUAUUUGUUGUGUAUGGCUCGCCAUUUUUUGAAAGAAUGCUAGUUAGUUUUUACUUCCAUAUGAUGUUGUAACUCUUCUUUAAGAGUGGCAAUACAAGAAAGGUCAAAAUAAUGAUAGCUAGUCAUAAUAUUUUUCUUCAGUAGGGUGUUUUAUCCCAUGUAACUUUAAGCUGGUGACGAACAAAUACUUAUGAUACAGAAAGGAAACACCACUGUUUUGUCUUACACCACCUAAGAUUCUAAGUGCACUUCUUUGUAGUUUGAGUAUUGUUAUAAGCCCAGUUCUUAGAUUUGGAGCAAAUUAUAUUGUUAUGUUGCAUUGUUGUAUUUGUUUUGUUCUUGUUUAUUUCUUCUAAUGUGAGAUUUUUUAAAUGGUAGCAUGGACUAUCUUCUGUCAUUAUUGGAAGUGUUUGUAUGUUUCCCUUUGAAAUCAGUGUGCUAAUGGUGCUGCUAUGGAGUGAAUUACUGGUUGUAUUGUCAUGUGAUAGCAAGAGGAGUGUUGUCAGUAUUUCACGCCACAAUUUUUUUUUAAUAAUUUGCCAAAAUGUUUGUAUUCUAUUGAGGUGCCUGUCCCUGUCAUAUACUCUUCGAUACCUGUUUGACUCUGAUUCCCAUUUGCAUCACUGUGUAUUUCCUUAGAUUUAAAGAAACUGCAGUUUUGUGGACACAUUUUUAUUGAUAAAUCUCAAUGUUGUUGUUACAUGUACGCUGCCAUUGGCACAAUGAAUUAAGGCUUUCAAAAAACUUCUGAUUCAUUUCUUUAACUGACAAGUUAUUCAAUUCAUUGAACUCUGAAAAAGGGGAAACUUUUUUUUUUUUAUUUACAUUCAAUGACAUGGGUUUGUUAACAAAAAGAGAUGAAAAUAAUAAUUCUGAAAACUGUAUACUACUUUCUCACAGAUUUUAUCAUAACAAGAGAUGAGGAGUAUAUGAGACAUGCUACUCUUGUGUAAUAAUCAUAUGCAAAUGAAUGUUACAACCUUAAACUAGAUUCUGCCCUUCAUUGUUAAAUUUAUUCCUUUUCCAGUGAUCAUACUUUGUAAGUGAUAUUCUGAAGGAUACUUUGUCAUUUGAUGUUAUUCAUGACUCUUUAUUCUUUGUUAAUAAAAGUAUUAUCGCCAAUUUUUCUUCACUGGGAACUGACCAGAUUGGUUGAAGUCUCUGCGGUAAUUGGGAGUGAAGUAAUGUUUUCUUUAGGGUUUAUGUUAUUACAAGACUGUUAAAUCAUGCAUUUGAUUUGCUGGGCUCAUUUUUUUCGUAUCUAAUCUUCAGUCAUUAGUACUCAACUUUUCCACUCUAGAAUGUCAGUUGUGACAUGUUUGGGGCUUGUUCUUAACAAUGCUUGCUGAAGUGUAUUUGUUGUUUUAAUGUGGUCUAAGGUGGUUGUACUGUUGGUUACAGGAAGUAGUUUGUGUAGUGUGGCUGUAGAUUGCUUGUAUGAGGACCCUAUAAAUUGUUGAAAUGAACUCUUCGUAUUCGUUAGCCAGACAAUCAAUUGUGUAAUUGUAAUUUAAAGAAUUUGUUACGGUGGUACCAUGUGCCUAUGAAUGAAGGUUAAAAGAAAGAGUGUUUAUCUGAAGUGUUGCAAGUGAAGGUGCUGAUUUAUAGAUCAAAUAAUUUACCACAUCAAGUGUCUAGUUUGGCAUAAACUUUGGAAAUUUUGUGUCUGGCUGCAUUUUUCAGUCACGAGUGAUUAAAAUUUAGUUGUUGAUAGCUUUUUGAAAAGCCAAAGUUUGUAAUAAAAACUUAUCGUCUAAUUUAAUGUAGUGUUUACCAUAUCUACUAAAAAGUAUUUCAAUGUAUAUUCUUCUGGUCUUGGUUUGAUAACCUCAUCGAAUCAGUUGUAUGUUCACAGACAUUCCCUUGCCUUUAACAUGUGUCCGAUCAUUUAACAGCCCUUUACUUGCAGAACCAACUUAACCCUAUGUUUGUGGCCACAAGAUUCAAGGGGGGAAAAAUAAGAAGAGGCCACCAACCUAGGAUGGUAUCCUCUUUCUCUUAUGUAAUUUCAUACUCUGAAGCGGUAUGUGGACUUAUGAGCCAAAACCUCUGUGAGUACUCUGUAUUUGCAUUCUAAGUGCUGUCCCUUGCUGCAUACAUAGGACUGUGUGUUCUCUUCUUACUCGUAGUUUCAGGUAAGAGUAAGUGGUGUAGGGCCUAGUCACACUCAGUAAGGUUUAUUCCAUCAAUUAAUCAUACCACAAUGCUCAGCUCCCUUAACACAUCUUGCCACUGCACCUCUCUCCUUUCACUCAUCUCCUGCAUACUUUGUGACAAAGUCCCCUGUAUGCUUAGCCACAGCUGUUUAUUUAAUAUUUUGUUUUACUGUUUUGGAUGUCGUGAGUUUGUGUUCAUUUACAAUUGUUUAAUAUUAUUUAUUUAUUUAUUUUGAAGAAAAGGAAACGGCCUACUUCCCUUCCCUCCCAAUAAUCUGUACUAUCUUGUACUAGUUUUCCCACAGAAUACACCUAGAAACUCCAAGGUCUCUCACUAGCGACUAAGAAGUGUCUUAGCCACAGCUUUCCUAAUGCUGUUAUCAUUUUGUGGGGAAUCUAAUGAAAAAGAGAAACCACUCCACUGGAGAAAAAUUCAUGCUUCAAGAUAGAUCUGAUCCUUAGUUCUUUUUUAUUAUCUUUUCCUUGUUACAGCUGCAUUUUACAUCUUUUGGUUUUCAAUUCGAACUACCCAACGUAAAUUCACAUCUCUUUUAUUUGUUACAAAUGCUACAAGACUGCUGCAUUUCUUGUGGGGACCUUGGGUGUUGUGAGUUUUGUGAUGUUAAUUUCUAAACUGAUUAUUUUUUAAGAUUUAUUGUGUUAUAUAUGCUCAUAUGUCUGUAUUUUUGUCUGAGAUGUAUUUGCCAUCAUUGCUGCUUCAUUUUCAUUGCUUGUUUGCAGCAGAAACUUAUCUCGAUUUGCCUUGAAAUAUUUUGAUGUAGGUGUGCCUACAUUCUGUUGCUCAAAUGAAAUGCAAAAAACAAAACAAAAAAAGACACAAAGAAAGUUUGUUUCUUGUUUGCUUAAACAUUGCUUUGUUUGAUGCAGCAGCAAGUUCUUCUUUCUCCUUAUGUAUCAGUUCCUUUCUGUGACCAUAGACACUGGAAAGAAAUAUUUCUCCUUUUUUGUUCCAAAAUAACACCUUGUCCUGUUCCUGGGAAGUAAAUGAACGUCUUGUAUGUGGGUUAUAUUAAUCCACCUUUGUAUAGCUAAGAUAAAUUAUUCAGAAAUUAUGAUCUUCCAUAUUAGAGCUUCCUUUUCUGUACUCGUUUGAUUUAGGGCUGAUUUUAGGCUUCCAAUGUAUUCAGUACUAAUCAAAUGAGACAUCACUGUACUUACCAAAUCCAUCAAGUUCUACCUGAGGUUUAUUCUCCUGGUUAGUCAGAGACAAAAAUGAUUAGGUAUGUCUUGAAAAUUAUGUUGUAUUUUAUGGGAACAGUAUUCCAGUAGUUCUGUCAGUUUAUUACUGUUUUCUUUUUCAAAAUCUACCUAUAUACAAAUAAUCAGCGUUAUUAAGUGCAGUAUCGGCACCUUUUGCAUAUCCCACUUUUCAGGCUAACACUUAACCCUUUCUACCUUUGUUUUAAGUUUUGUGCUGUGGCUGUACCUUUAAAAAUGCCCCAUCUCCCAUGGAAGUGUCAGGUACAUUGUUUUAUUGUGAUAUACUGAGCAGUGGCAUUUUAAGUGUCUAGUUUAGAUUUUUUUAUCUGUGUUAUCCGUGUUAAUUAUUGUAUCAAUUAAUCUCGUUUCUUUCAUUCUUUUGAAGACAGCAGUUGGUUGUAGAUUUGCUUAUGGUAUGUUGAGUGCUUGAUUAGCAAAUAGUUUAGUUUAUUUGGUGGAAAGGGAGGUCACAUAACUUCAUGAUGUGAUAGCCUUGUAGAUCAACCACACAAAAUCAUAUUUGCUAAGUAGUUCAACAGUUCAAAGGUUUUCUGCUAGUUGGGUUUAUUUGGUGUUUGCUCAAGCUACUCUGUAAAGAAUUGCUCUCAUGUGGUUGGUUUCUCACUUGUCUUGCCUAAUUUCUAAUUCUGAUUGAUUUAUAUCCUUUCUUAUCGCAGGCUUCUUCUAUUACUUUUCUCUAUGUUUUGAGGUGCCAUUGUGUGAAAAAGACAAUGCAGACUCAAAAGUCUUCAUUAGUUCCGACAAUACCUGAUCUGUGUUGUGUUUAGACAUCUGAGACCAAAACUUAUCCUUGUCACGUUCUUGCCUUCUAGCAUUUGACUCAUCUGAUUUCAUGACUUCCCAAGAUCUAAUGAAUUUGGCGUUUAUAAAUUCCAUUGAAUUCCUAACAAGCCCACUCUAUUCCAGUGAAAACGCCAUUCAGUUUCUGUUGCAGUGAGAUGUCAUGUCAAAAUGUGUGCAAAGCCAAUGAUUAAUGAUAAAUUGUUGUUCUAUGGUUGAAGAAAGUGUGCGAAUUGACGAUUUAAGUGCUGAAGACAUAAUGGUUAUGUAAGAAAACAAGUCAUAGAUUUAGGAUCAGUAAUAAAAAAAGGUACUUAAAUCGAUCUGAAUUGUAAUUGUUAUACUUUAGGUAUUCUUGGUGUGAAGUGUGUUAAGCAUGCUGUGUAGAAAAAAGUAAGUUGGCAAAAUGUAAGAUUGGUCACAGGAAAUUUGUGAUAGUAUUUACAGUGGAGAGCUUUGUGCAUGAUGGGUAUUUGAGGUGCAUGUUGGUAAUUUAUAUUAUAAACUGCUUGCAGUGAUUUAGUAUGACCUCUAUCACACGAUUUUUUUUCUUGAAGCUCAAACAACAUAAUGGUAACAGAAUUCAUUAAGAGACCUGGAAGUAUGCAGCCAAAUAUUUUCUCUCCAUAAAUUUUUUGAUCCCAGGUACUCAAUGAUGAAGAGUGAGUGAUUCUUUUUAAAUGUUUUGAUCACAAGAUUUCUUAUUCAAAUUGUUUGUAAAUAUUUGUUUGGUUAAACAGGUGACUCAUGUUUUGUGCUAUCAUAGAAUUGCUGUUCACCAAAUUAGAAUCGUACCUUGUGACUUCCAUAUAACCAUCUAUGUUGUCUUUAGAAAAGAUUUGGAUUUUGUUAUUAGUUUUAUGUGGAACCCACAUUCCCCUGUUAAUGACUUUCAAAGACUUGUUACUUACGGUUAUUGUGUGAUAUAAAAUUUGCAGCUUUCCCUAUGUUGUUUUCUGCUGAUAGAAGCAGAUUCAGCUCUGUAACAGUUGGUUAGUUGCAAGCAAUAAAAUGCUCAUGUGGAGCACAUGUGAA